AUGUCUGCUAGGCGCUUCUGUGGACACUUUGAGGGAAUAGUUUGGCCUAAAGUUCAACUUGGUGGCUCUCGGAAAAUCAUCGCUGAUUUUGAGCAACUAGGCUUGCAACCAGGGACGAAAAACUCAUCGGAUGCCAUAUUUUUCGACUUCUCAAAAGCAUUUGAUAGGGUCCCACACGUCCCGCUGCUCCACAAACUCGAGUCUUACGGGAUUCAAGGGAAAAUCCUUCGCUGGAUCAAGGCGUUCCUAUCAGACAGAUCAUUCCGAGUGAGAAUAGGCUCGACCUACUCCUCUCCAGCGCCGGUCUCCAUUGGAGUUCCUCAAGGCUCCGUCUUGGGACCACUCCUGUUUCUGAUCUACGUCAACGACCUCCCAGACGUUCUUGCGAGUCCAUGUUUACUUUUUGCGGACGACUUGAAAUCCUGGAGUUCCAAUGCCAGUGCCCUCCAAAUGGAUGUAGACGCUGCCAAGCAGUGGUUGUUGGACUGGCACCUUCCUCUGAAUGAUGAAAAGUGCGUAUAUGUGUCGUUUGGAGGGGAUUCAGUGAAUGCCUUUGUCAUGCAUGGUGAAAAGGGACCAGAAAACAUCAUGAGGAUAGAUGCCAAAAAAGAUUUAGGCAUCUGGGUCUCCUCAAACUUGUCCUUCGCACUACACCAUGAGAAAUCGGCCCAAAAGGCAUUCGCCGUUUUACGGAUGAUCCGACGUACCUUCUCCCGUAUUACUCGCAUGGACUUCCAAAUACUCUAUGGGGCCUACGUCAGACCGCUCCUGGAGUACGCCAACCAAGUUGUCUACUCAGGACGCACGAAAGACUUUACCCUCAUUGAGCGUGUCCAGCGGGCCGCCACUAGACUGGUUGCCGGCCUCAAAUCCGUGGACUACGAAACGCGUCUCGCGAUGCUUGAUCUCUUUCCGCUGGAGUACCGUCGCCUCCGAGGGGACUCAAUUCUUACUUAUGCCCUGUUUGAACAAAGCUUGGCAAACAGGUUUUUCACCGGUGACCCAGCAAAUACACGGCGGGAACAUAGUGAACGACGGCCACUGACCGGCAAGAACAAAACCGACCCGGGAAAAUUGGGCAAAAGCCUCGAUCCUGCGUAUCAGUCCAUGGUGCAAUCUGGGGACUCUCUUCGUACGCAUCCCAGUGCUCCUCCCUUGGAGACACAAGGAUUUACGGUAGUGGGUUUCCUAAGGCCUCGGUACCGCACCGUUCUGCGUUGUCAUAGAAAGAGACCGCAUUUACUGCGAUUUUCAGGCAACCUAAGCCUGUUGAGUUGCUUCGCAAUCUCACUAUGCAUCGCUGCCUGCAUGUACAAAUGGGUUGAUGAAAUUUGUGACAGUGUACCGGUGAAUGAAGAUGUAAAUCACAAGUGGUCUGCCAAAGAUCGCCUCAGCCUCGCAAAAGUGAAAGCCAUCCUUGAGCAACGUGGUGUUUUUGCCGAGCAACCAGUGGAACGUGAUGAGCUGUAUGCUUUGCUGACGGUCACCGGCGAGGUCACAUCAGAAGAGCUGAUCGCAGCAGACAAGCUUCGUGAGAAAUUCAAGGACUUCAAAGCUUCUCAAUCUCCGGAUGCUCUUCUGCACCAAAAAGUAGUAUCUUCUUGUUGGGACCCGUACACGGACUCGGAUAGAACUGGUGUGGAGAGCAUUGUUUUCGACAGUGAAUCUGCAUUUGUGGAACGUGUCGAUGACAACAAGGACAGUGUCUGGCUUCUGGCAGUGGUGGCCAAUGGUGUGAACGGCGCCAAGGGGUCUGGUGUCGAAACAGCGCAUACCGAUUCUGCUAUCACCAGCGAGGUUUGGGGACACCUGGUCCAUACCUACUCGCCGUUUGGUUUCAAGUUGGGUCUCAUUGAUUGUCAUCGUCUUCGUAGCCUCUGUCAUGACCGUGGUUUCGUCGCUGCAGACCUCGUCCUUGCGCUUCCAAAAGGAGGAGAUCGUAUCAAAGAUUCUUUACAAUUCCGCCCCUAUCCAAGGCAAUCAGUUCAUACUGAUGCGUCGAAAUCCGCAUUUCCCACCAGCCAGGUUGUUCGUCAUAUUCGCAGGUGGCUCAGCUCUGUGCUUUCUGAGCGGUUGCACCGCAUCUCUUCCGUUGAUGAUAUCCUACCACUCACGUUUCAGCUGGUUGGAUCUGAAAAGCAGCCAAAAAUAUUGCGAUCUAGUUGGAUGUCAUGGCUGCGUCGGCGACCACAACCGGUUCAGGUCAUCUGGGUGAAAAAUAUGUCCUCAGUCAAGCAUCCUCUUAAGACGUCCAAGGUUUGGGAGGAUCACUUAUAUCCACCGAUGGUGCUCUCUGCUCUAUCAGUUCCCUAUACCGGUCGUGUUCGAUUUUCAGUACUCACUAUUUCAACAGACUCCAAACCGGACUCCAAACCUGUACCCAAAUCUACCCGUAUGCGAUCUACACAACGCCAUUCAAUCGAGCCCAUUAUAGAACUACUCGAUGCAUUCGGUUGUUCGAAAAGCGCGUCGUUUCACAUUUUAACACCUGAGGGUCACUGUAUUCCGUUUGGUUUCAAAAGAGGCGAAUUCCUUAGCUAUUCCAAUCUCGAGCUCCAAUUACGCUUUCUGUAUCCCUCUGCAGACGACUUCCUUCUUCUACUGGCUAUUUUGGUUAAUCUGCUGGUUAUUUUAAACUCUGCUGUUGAAGCAGGUAAAUGGUUGGCAUGUUUGGCACGCUACUCUAUGGGUGUGUCGAGCCCAUUGCCUAGUACCCAGGCCACUGGUCGACUACGCAUGGCACAGUCCAUAGUUCGGCUAGCUCGCCGAGGAUGGACGUCCCAUGUGGUACCACAGGUACGUGAAGAACAAAUGGAAUACCUUGAUGAAUCGACUGCCCCAACUCCUUCGGUUCAGCGAACUGUGCUUUGGAAACGGCUUAUUGCUUGCGUACAAAACAGCUUUAUGGAUUUUAUAUCAUCAAACUUCUUACUCUUAAUUGCCGUCUUACCUCUCAUCAACUUGCUCAGCCUUCCUCAAGCGGCAUUCGUUGUGAAUUCAUCGUUGUGGUUGCUGCGCCGUUUGGUCACCUCUUCGCUUAUCAUUCUACUCCGACUUUCUAUUGCCGCGGGACAUGUGACGUUAUUCCGAUUGGCUCUCUUGACCGUGAUUUUCUGCACUUUCCUGAGCGGUUUAGUGGCUCAUGUUUAUCUGAUUGUCUGGUCGGGUUCAGCCGAAGCCUCUGGUGUUGGGGGUCANGUGGCUCAUGUUUAUCUGAUUGUCUGGUCGGGUUCAGCAGAAGCCUCUGGUGUUAGGGGUCACCGUCGCUCGGCCUCAGUCCGUCUACUUCAUCGCAUACGUGAGACAUCUCCUCAUGAAUUCUUAAAUGAGCUGAGUCGUUUGUUACUGGCUGCUUCGGACGUUGAAGGUCAAACAGAGCCGACGAGCUCCAGUGCUUCUAGCAGUGCGACUACGGAUGCUGAUUUGGCCAUCACUGGUGAUAGACGGAAUGUUCGCUCGAGACUGCUGUCAAACACACGUGUCCAUAGAGGGGAUGGUCUGGAUCAGACUCGUCUUCUAAACCAGCUCACUCGUCUUCACAGGCUCCUUAACAGCGAGGAUAGUGUGGUACAUUCGCUUAUCGGUCCUCCGGUCACUCCGGAACUGGUUGACACAGAUGACGCGGGCCGGACGACAUUUGUGCCAUUGGCUGCACCGGCACACAUUUACACCUGGCAGUGUUCAAAGUCAUCCCAUUUUUCGGUCACGACCGACGAAACUUCUUUACCCUCUACCAACCUACCCAAUGUACGACUGUGUAAAGCAGAUAGUGUUUUGCGAAGCGAACUGAAUAACCCAUUUCAAGAGAGCACAUCAGAAGAAAACACCCGCUUAAUUUUCGGUUUGGAUGCAGAGUAUGAAGCUGAGGACGAAGCGGAUGAGCACGAGAAUACCGCGCACCAACGCUCCUUCGUCUACAGGCGCCCUCGCCUUCGUAGACCUCGUCUACCUCUGAGACCAGAUCGCCAGUCACACACCUCAACAGCCUCUGAGAGCAGCGAAGUAGAUAGGGUUGCUGAUGGGGUGGAAGAUGCAGAUGUCACUCCUGCAAACCUGUGUACCAACUGGCCUCCUUGGGUCAUUCCGUGUGAAUCUUGCGUGAUCUGUUGGCGGAAAUUUCGCCUUCACGUUCGACUUGGUGCACUGCCCUGUGGACAUGGUUUCCACGAAGCAUGUAUCCGACGCUGGUUGGAUACAGGAGCAUUGGACUGCCCAGUGUGUCGUUGGCCAGCGCAUGCUCCCCACUUGAGACAACAGCGCCAAAUGCUUGGUCAGCUGCUGACCGCUGUUCAUACUAGUUUGAACGCGACGCGUCAGCGGAACUCAAUCGAGAGUAGCUAGUCUCCUCUUUCGUUGGCGCCACUGCCAGCUUUUCCUUUCAUUGUCAUUGUUCAGUAACAGAAUUAUGCACAAACUGUACAAAGGUUUUUCCCCUAUAUUAACUGGUUUUCUUUGAUUUUCCCCUUAGUCUCGUUAACUUUUUGGAUGAUAAAGUUUAAA
Messenger RNA from Opisthorchis viverrini, 4500 nucleotides. RefSeq lists its product as hypothetical. Gene Ontology annotation, cellular component: endoplasmic reticulum. The coding region runs from base 1 to 4341 and encodes 1446 amino acids. Gene Ontology annotation, biological process: protein ubiquitination. NCBI's taxonomy places the organism in Eukaryota, Metazoa, Platyhelminthes, Trematoda, Opisthorchiida, Opisthorchiidae. The record is from RefSeq and is a predicted model, not a curated record. Gene Ontology annotation, molecular function: ubiquitin-protein transferase activity. The transcript is spliced from 7 exons.